Messenger RNA from Mytilus trossulus (common blue mussel), 730 nucleotides. RefSeq lists its product as uncharacterized. The record is from RefSeq and is a predicted model, not a curated record. The transcript is spliced from 10 exons. The coding region runs from base 32 to 730 and encodes 232 amino acids. NCBI's taxonomy places the organism in Eukaryota, Metazoa, Mollusca, Bivalvia, Mytilida, Mytilidae.
CAGUGUUGAAUUUUAUGUCGAUCCCUGUCAAAUGAAUAUGAUUUGGGUUGAUGUUUCAACUUUGCCGAUCUCAUACAUCUUUAUUUUCGUCUGCCUGUUAGGAAUUAUGUUAUUAUUAUGCGCCCCUUCUGGCAAGAAUACGAAGACCAAUGGAGAUGUCAAAGGUGAUACACAGGAAAGCAUUGAACUUGCCGUAUUGGAUAAGGAAAACACAUCAAGCUGUACACUCCAUGAAACGAUUAUACAGAAUGAGAAUCAGAACAAGGGAGGCAAAAAGAAAAAAAGGAAUAGAAAGAACGGAUCGAGUGAAAAACAGAAAAAGAGAAAGAUUGAUCAGGCUACAUCAUCGACAUCACUGGACAAGCUUAAUGACGAAUCAAAGAGACAGAGAAUGAGAGACAGGGCUACGUCAUCUACGAACCUUUCAGAUGAUAUACAGAAGAAAAGGACGAUUGAGCAGGCUACAUCAUCGACAUCACUUGACAAGCUUAAUGAAGAAUUAAAGAAACAGAGAAUGAGAGACCGGGCUACGUCAUCUACGAACCUUUCAGAUGAUAUACAGAAGAAAAGGACGAUUGAGCAGGCUACAUCAUCGACAUCACUUGACAAGCUUAAUGAAGAAUUAAAGAAACAGAGAAUGAGAGACCGGGCUACGUCAUCUACGAACCUUUCAGAUGAUAUACAGGUAUGGUUAGUCAAGGUUAAUAACAACACUACUUGUAUGUGUUAA